Messenger RNA from Candidula unifasciata, 2956 nucleotides. NCBI's taxonomy places the organism in Eukaryota, Metazoa, Mollusca, Gastropoda, Stylommatophora, Geomitridae. The record is from the annotation of a GenBank genome assembly.
GAGAGACUGACCACCAAGACGAUGGAGCGUGUGCGGACGGUUUGGUCCGGAUACACAGGGGAUGCUACAUGUUCGGGUUGUCCGCUUUAACCUGGGACAAUGCCCUGGCAGAUUGCAAGUCGCGACAUGGCGAGUUACUUUCUAUACAAAGUCAAAAGGAAAAGGACGAAAUUGAGCUCCACAUUAACACAGCCAAGCUGACAGAGAAGCAAUGGUGGGUGGCUUUGAAGAGAGAAGGCAGCGUCUGGAAGUGGCUUGAUGGUGUCGAAAUUAGUUCCCAAAUCACUCCUUGGAUCAGCCAGCUCCAGAAAAAUAAGAGAAAAAACAGUUGUGGCAUUAUUGACAUGACGACCGGAGCACUCAAAAUCUCCAAUGAUCGGUGUGAAUCCGAGCUGCAGUACAUAUGUGAAUUUCAUAGAAUCACAAAGACACCCGCUAUCAGCAACAGCACACCUGUUACCCCAAGUCGUGGGGCCACUAUUUUCGAUGAUUCCUUAGACACGGGUGUUGGCGAUUUCCACCCCGAGGGCGGCGAUAUAGUGGGAGUACAGAAGGCACCUGGACAGAAAUCAAGUGUCACCGGUGGCUUAUUCAGCAGUAUGAUGGCGGUGUUGUCUAACAAAGAUGCCCAUACCUCACCUCGUAUGGAACCUGGUAAAGAUAGACAAGCCAUUGCAAAAACAUCUACGACAGCUGGUCAUCCUCAGACUGUCACGCAAUCGAGCAGUGGCAACGAGCAUCUCCAGGAAACAAAUGGGCGUGGGAAGAUAUCGUUUUCAGACAAGAUCACAAGUUCUUCAACCACUACGACGGAGAAUUAUACCUCUUCUAAAACAGAAACACAAUCAGUGUCUACAGAAAACCCGCUAGUUUCCAGAUCAGAGACGUCUUCAGCGUCGAAAUCAGAAAUAUCGUCUGCAUCUACAACAGAAAAAUCUGAAUGGCCAUCAGAAGCACAUGAAGCCAGCACAUCUGUACAAAGGAGCAUGUCCAUCGCUGACGACAGUACAAUCUUAAACAGGUCCGAAUCAAUAACAUCAACAGAUCCAACAAUAGCAUCUUCAACCAACCCCUCUAGAAUUCAACCAGACACUCCCGAGCCUACCAUGGUGGACUGGGCUCAAGCAUACAGUGAUUUGGGAGACUGCUACAUCCCAGGCACAGGCGGAAGCCUCAGCGCUGCUGUCAUGACGGCUAGAAAGUUGUACUACGAGGGUCGAACUUCAUGUCCGAAAGUUGAGAUAGGAGGCAUCGAGUGGCCAAAUGUGACAGCUGGAGAUACUGCAAGAAUGAGAUGUGCUAAACAUGAAGGUAUCGCAACGUUUCAUUGUGGGAGCAAUCCAGUGUGUUGGAGGGGUCGACCUGUUACGUCAGGCUGUGCCUCUGAACAGCUGCAAGAUGUUUUUAAAAAGAUCCUCAGCUUACAUGGAAGCGUGACGCCCAUGUCAGUGAACGAAACACUGCAGGUGUCUUCCAACCUGGUGGAGGCGGUUGAAACUGGGGCCACGACGAUGGAAGAUGUCGUUCUGACAGCUGACGUCAUCACAGCCUUGAGCAAGAUGAAGGCCACUGAUGAAUCUUUAGGAAAGACAAGAGCUGUGAUGCUGAUGGAUAACUUGGUAAAAACUGGCAGUAUCCUGGUUUCCAAAAACAAGUCCAGAAUGUGGGAAGCAAUGUCGAGGGACGAUAAGGCCCAGUCUGCAUCGCUGCUUCUUGUUGCUCUCGAGACAGCUGUGGUUUCUAUCGCAGAGGGUUUCAAUGAGCCGGCAGUGAUAACCAAGAAGGAUGCAAACAUAGAGAUGGAACUUCGUGUGGUUGAUGUGGAAGAGCUGGACGGUCAACUUGUCUACGGCUCAGAGCAGUCUGACAACACUUUCUCUAUCCCAGUGGAAACUCUAAGGCACUUUAGAAAAGGGAAACUAGUGAAAGCUGUGUUUAUUACACACUUCUCUAUGUCUCAUCUUUGGAAUGGUCGUACAAAAAAACCAAGAAUAUCAAGACAGCCCGACUCCCAAAAGCUCACUGACAGCAACAAUGUAAAAACAGCAGCAGACCAAAAAGAGGGCAGCACUGAAAAGACUACAGAACGCGAAAUCGUCAGCCACAUUUUAAGUGCCUCCCUGGGCAAGGAUAAACACAGAGGUUUGAAGUUACCCAAGCCAGUUGUGUUCACGAUGAGGCAUCUUGAGGAAGUCGAUACUAAAUAUACACCCCUCUGCUCCUUCUGGGACAUCAGCCACAAUAAACAGUUCGGGUACUGGUCACAAGAUGGCUGCCAUAUUUUGCGAACGAACAAGACACACACUACCUGUGAAUGUAACCACAUGACUAACUUCGCCAUCUUGAUGGAUUUGCAUGGAAUAGAGAUGUCAAAAACGCACCAGUCUUUGCUGCGACUUGUCAGCAUCAUCGGCUGCAUCAUCUCGUGUGUCAGUCUACUGGCAAGCUGGGUAACAUUCCAAUGUUUCACAAAAUGUCACCUUUUUUCACCCCCCCCCCCCUUUUUUUCCCCCCCACCCAAAAUGUGGUUCCAGUACCCAAGCCUGUGGGUAGGGAGGAGGGGAGAGCUCUUCAUAUUACUAUUUUUGUUAUUUCCUUAUGACUCAACAAGCGGGGAAUUCCCUGUAGAUUCCGCUCUCCAAGGAGAAAGAAACUCUAUUCAUAAAAAUCUGGCAAUGACACUCCUUAUAGCAGAAAUCCUAUUCGUCUGUGGAAUUGACCAGGCCAGAUACCAGAUCGCCUGCUCUGUUAUUGCUGGGUUUCUCCACUUCUUCUUUCUGGCUGCUUUUGCCUGGAUGUUCAUUGAGGGACUACACAUCAUCUUCAUGCUGGUCCAGGUGUUUGAUGCCUCUCGUUCAAGGCUGCCUUACUAUUACCUGGCUGGAUAUGGUGUACCACUUGCUGUGGUUGGGACAUCAGCUUUGAUUAACUACAAAGGUUAUGGAACUGACAAAUA